UAAUCAGAUGGAAUGUUAGGUACAAAGUAAUUAAUGUAUCUAACCAUAUUCCUAACCCUAACUUCCUAAUUCUAACUUCAGGCAUAUGAAGCAGUGCUGAUUACCUUUGACUUUCUAAGAUGAAGAAGUGCAGCGAUCACAUGACCAUGCUGGUGAUUGACAGCGAGAGUGAGAAGAGCUACGUCCGCAGGGGGAUGCCCAUCGUGCCGGUGUUGGCUGACCCCCAGAACAUGGCACUCCGGCCCCGAAGACUGCGACUGGCGCAGGGCCACUCAGGCUACGGCUUCCUGCUCAGGCAGGAGAAGAUCACAGCAGGGCGGCCAGUUCAUAUGCUGCGGGAGGUGGAUGCAGGCAGCCCUGCGGAGGCAGCAGGAAUUAAGGAUGGAGAGCUCCUGUUGGAGGUUAAUGGGGAGUCCACUGAUAGCCUGGGUCACGAGGAUGUCGUCAGCAAAAUCAGACAGAGCGGAAAGCAUGUCACCCUCACCACUAUGACUGUCCACGGCCAAGACUUGUACACUCAGGUGGGUGAGGUGGAUGCAUUAAUCAGGGACUCAGAAUCAGAAUUUAGAAUCAGAUAUAAGAGUUAUUCAACUGUUAAACCAGUAAAUAAUUCAUCAUACAUUUGCAAACAAGUUAGGAACAAUAAUAUCCAGGAUAGAGGCAGAUAUACAUGGGGAAAAAGUUACAUAUUAAACUUCACUUUGAUUACCAUUUGAGGUAUGAAACCU
Messenger RNA from Electrophorus electricus (electric eel), 728 nucleotides. Lineage: Eukaryota; Metazoa; Chordata; Actinopteri; Gymnotiformes; Gymnotidae. The record is from RefSeq and is a predicted model, not a curated record.